UGCCACUAGUCUCUGUCUUUCUUUCAGGCAGAGAAUAGAAAAGUUAGGGCAAAGUCUGAGUCAGCUCCAGCAGCUACCAGACACUCACAGCAACUCCCUCCACAGUGACAGGUUUCUUCUCUCUCUUUUUCUGCUCUCUCACUCAUUCACUCUCUCUCUCUUUCACACACAGACACACACACACACACACACACACACACACCACCCGUCACUCCUGGCAGAGGGAAGACGGGACCACACGAGAACCGCUACACACCUUUACUUCUAGCUACUUACCCAGCCAUCGUCAGACACUUUGCCCAGGAUGUGGACACUUCUCUUGGGGGUCACCUUUGGAUUACUGGCCUCCUCCAGGUCCGAACAACUUCAAGUGAAUUCUCGCAGCUGCAGCUAUGCCAGGGUAUUUCAUGCUGAGGGAGCAGGCCGUCACACCCUAAACUUUACCAUGGCUCAGAAGGUGUGUGAGCAGCUGCAGAGCAUCUUGGCGAGUCCAGAACAAAUCCAGGAGGCCUAUGAUAAAAACAUGGAAACAUGCAGGUACGGCUGGACCAGUAAUAUGAGCAUUCUCAUCCUCAGACACACGCACCAUGAAAACUGUGCAAAGAACAUGACUGGCUUCAUUAUUAAUUCACAUGUAAAUGUGGACGAUCUCUAUGAUGUCUACUGCUAUGAUGAAAAAGCUGAGCCUGAGAAGGACUGUAGUAAUUUCUUUUCACACCUAAAAGGACACUUACCCUCAGGUGCACCAGAUGAAUCCUCACCACAGCCUCAGGCCCCAACACCAGCAGAGGGCCAAGAAGAGACCACUCCGACAACACGACAUGAGGAUGCUUCUGGUAGUGAGGGUGUUGACCCACCGGUAGACCCUGGGGAAGAUGAUUUUGUGCAUAUGAUGGAAACCACCACUGCUCUCACCUCUGUGGAGCCAGAGGCUUCCACAGUGUUACCUGCUGGUGAAGAAAACCCCUUUGAAGGGAGUGUCACUCCUGGAGAGUUUGACCAGGGCGCUGGAUCUGGGAUGACGUCAACUGAGGAGGGAACAUCUCCAAUAGGCCCUGUUGGAGUGCCAGAUGAAACACAACCUCCCUCCGAAAAUAACGGAGCUGAUGCCACAACAGAGUCUUCACAAAAACCACUUCCUAAUGACAAGGGUCGGGGCACGAGUCCGGGUGGUUCUGAGCCUAAUCAACAGGACAGCAGCAGCUUAUCAAACUGGAUUGUAAUCCUUUUAGUGAUUGUGGCAGUUGCUGCUAUUCUUCUUGUGUGCACAGCUGUUGCCAAAAGAAAGAGCUGGUGCGGCAAAAAGCAGACCCUGAUGAUCACAACCAAAGACAGCGGCGAAGGGAACGGAGCUGCCGCAUCAGCAUCCAGCUCCCAAGCCCAGGAGAGAGAGCAGGAGAUGGUGACCCUCAUGAACAAGGAGAAGAUCCAGGAGAACGGCAACACAGAGGAGUUCACCGUCAUCACGCUAGAGGAGUCGCCAGAUAAAGAACAGCUGGCGUGAGAGAGGAGAGUGUCGAGGCAGACAGGAAAGAGUAGGUGAGGAUAGGGAGGGACCCUGAGUAAGGGUGUAGUGUGUGUUAUUUAGAAAGAUUGUCUAACUGAGGUACAAAGUAUUGUAUUGGGUGUGAAACUGUUGCCUCUCAGUGGGGACUUUUAAGACAACAUGUGCAGCAUUUUGUUUGUCUGGUGUACCUGGUUAGCUAGGACUGAAUGGCAGUCUAAGAGUUUCAUGCAUGGCAGUGUAUUAUGCCUUGGUGCAUAGCAGGAUGUGUGAAUGUGUUUUGUGUAUUUGUGUUUGAGUUAUAUUCUUUGGUGAUGAUAAGGGGCUGGAUAGACAUGGGUUUUUAAAGGGAGGGGGUGGUGAAGUGAAGAACAUAUUGAUGACAGUAUGAUUGCCUAAUUUUCAGCCUAAAUAGGAAAUAAUACAUCAAUGAUGACAACUGGGUUAUUUUAUUGGAGAUACAACAGAUAGAAAAAUAAUAAUAAUUUGGAGCAAAAACGACCUUUGAUGUUUUCCAUGUGUUUCAUGUCUUUUUUAUUGCUUAUUGUUGUUAACCUUGUGUAUAUUUCAGACAUUGCCUGGACUGGAGUUUGGUUUUUCCAUUUUCAAGACAACUGGGGAUGUCGCUACCUUAAUUUAUGCAGUUUGGAUUCCCUUUUUCUUGGUCUCUGUAUAUAAAGUAUAUGUUUUGGAAAUGCCUUAGCAAUAGCUGCUAGUGCUUUAUGUUGUUUGGUAGAAAGGGGAUUUGUAUCCCUUUUAAAUAAAGGAAUGUGUCUUGUUUUGAGAGUUAUUUAAUUAGAAAACAGAGGUAAACAGUUCAGUGAAUGCAUUUUGCAAUAGUUAAAAGUGGAGUGGAUAUUGUAUGAAUUGAUGUAUAGCAUUCAAAACUGUGCAAUUGGUGCACCAUUUAUGUCAGUUAUGUUAAUAUGGUAUACCUUUAUAUUGGGUUGGAAAAAUGAUGCUAUGAAGUUCCUGAUGUUAUCCUGAGGAUAAGUAGAAUGAUAAAGAUUAUGUAUACCUACUGUAUACACAGUGUGUACAUUGAUUAAGGAAAAAAGAAAGAGCAAAAGAAAAACUUGGGUAAAUUAAUCAUUUUCUGAAAGCAAGAUUUAAGCUCAACCGUGACAAGUGAUUGGCAGCGGCCUAGCUUUAGAUGCUAAACUACAUAGCACAUAUGAUAAUGGGGGCCCCCAUGUGCUGUAAACACAUGAAAUGUAAAGGUUUCUUCAUAAGAAAGGGGCUGUGACAACGUCGUCUAUGGGCUCCUGAGGGGGAGGGGUGUGAUGAAUGAAGCUUGUGUGCCUGCCAAGGCCUCACUGUGCCAUUCCCUGUACAUUUCACACAUGUAAACAAAAUGCUGCAGUUUUUCUACUGACCUUAUCAUUGGUGAAAUAUAUCAUACAUUGUGUCAUACCAAUAUUAAUUCCUUUGUGACAGCUAAUUCUUUCUUUUUGUCUGUAUCAGCUGAAAUACGUACAGCGAUUGCGAACUGUUUGUUUUUUUUCUGACUUGUUGCAUUUUUUUCUCUUAAGAUUAAUUUUGAGGAGAAGUAGCAAAUGUACUAGUAUAGGCAGGUUUUAUGACACAUUUACAAAAGUUGCUGAAAAGAUUUGUAAAGCCAUGAACGAAAAUAAAUGUGUAUAGAAAGAGA
Messenger RNA from Perca flavescens (yellow perch), 3155 nucleotides. It is a transcript of the gene cd44b, whose product is annotated as CD44 molecule (IN blood group) b. Gene Ontology annotation, cellular component: macrophage migration inhibitory factor receptor complex; plasma membrane; basolateral plasma membrane. The record is from RefSeq and is a predicted model, not a curated record. Gene Ontology annotation, molecular function: cytokine receptor activity; hyaluronic acid binding. Gene Ontology annotation, biological process: cell adhesion; inflammatory response; positive regulation of ERK1 and ERK2 cascade. NCBI's taxonomy places the organism in Eukaryota, Metazoa, Chordata, Actinopteri, Perciformes, Percidae. The transcript is spliced from 8 exons. Bases 305 to 1504 code for a protein of 399 amino acids.